This is a messenger RNA of Dovyalis caffra, 2550 nucleotides long. The record is from the annotation of a GenBank genome assembly. Lineage: Eukaryota; Viridiplantae; Streptophyta; Magnoliopsida; Malpighiales; Salicaceae.
AUGUAUUUCUAUCAACAAAUUUCUCGCAAACUUUCAAGUCUAGCAGCACACUCACAUUUGAUCAAUUCCAAUAUCGUAACUUUAGUUCAGCGAGGACAGUGCGUAGAUGCCUUGCAAUCCUACUCUAGAAAUCCACUAAACGCUACCAAAUACCAAUACCCUUCUCUCCUCAAGGCCUGUGCUUUCCUUUCAAACCUUCAAUAUGGAAAAACAAUUCAUUCUACAAUAAUCACCAAAGGCUUCUUAUACUCAGAUCCUUAUAUCACUACCUCACUUAUUGAUAUGUAUUUUAAAUGUGGGUCAUUUGGGGAUGCAGUUAAUGUGUUUGAUAAAUUGCCUGACAGUGAAGUUUCCGUCCAAGAUGUAACCUUUUGGAAUUCUACACUCGAUGGGUACUUCCGGUUUGGACAUAUAAAGGAAGGUAUAGCUCAUUUUUGUAGAAUGCAAUUAUUUGGUGUUAGGCCUGAUGCCUACUCAUUGUGUAUUCUACUUGGUGCGUCUGGUGGACAUUUGGGAUAUGCCAAGCAAAUUCAUGGUUAUAGUGCUAGAAACGUGUUUUAUUGUGACCCUUAUUUGGAUAGUGCACUAAUUGAUAUUUACUUCAGUUGUGGUAGAGCUAUGGAUGCGUGGUGUUUGUUCAAAUAUUUGGAAGACAAGGGCAAUGUUGUAGCAUGGAAUGUGAUGAUUGGAGGAUUUGGUGAGAAUGGCUUGUGGGAAAAUAGCUUGGAAGUAUAUUUCUUAGCAAAGAAUGAAAAUGUCAAAUUUGUUUCAGCAUCCUUUACUAGUACUCUAAGUGUUUGUUGUCAAGGUGAAUUUGUUAGUUUUGGCAGGCAGGUUCAUUGUGAUGUGGUUAAGCUGGGUUUUGUGGAUGACCCUUAUGUUUGUACUUCUCUUUUGACUAUGUAUUCCAAGUGUAAAUUGGUUGAAGAUGCUGAAAAUGUUUUUCAUCACGUUUCUGAGAAAAAGACUGAAUUAUGGAAUGCAAUGAUCUCAGCAUAUGUUGGUAAUGGAUGCGCUUAUGAUGGUUUGAAAACUUACAGACAGAUGAAGUUGCUUAAAAUUCUACCUGAUUCUCUUACAGUGACAAAUAUUUUAUCAUCUUGCAGUUUGGUUGGUUCAUAUGAUUUUGGUAGGCUUAUUCAUACAGAGUUAGAAAAAAGACCUAUUCAAAGUAAUGUUGCUUUACAAAGUGCUCUGUUGACCAUGUACUUGAAAUGCAGUAGUUGUGAUGAUGCUAAUUCAAUUUUUAACACAAUAAAGAAAAGGGAUGUAGUUGCAUGGGGCUCCAUGAUAUCAGGUUUUUGCCAAAGGAGGAAAUACAAGGAGGCUUUGGAGUUUUACAACUCAAUGAUGGUAUAUGGGGAGAAACCAGAUUCGGAUAUUAUGGCAAGCAUUGUGAGCGCUUGUACAGGACUAGAGAAUGCCAAUCUGGGUUGCACAGUCCAUGGAUUUGCUAUUAAAAGUGGGGUGGAACAGGAUGUUUUUGUUGCAAGUUCUCUGGUUGAUAUGUACUCCAAAUGCAAUUUCCCAAAGAUGGCUGGAAAUGUAUUUUCCGAUAUGCCGCUUAAGAACCUUGUGGCUUGGAAUUCUAUAAUAUCUUGCUAUUGCAGGAACGGUCUCCCAGACUUGUCCAUUAGUCUUUUUUCUCAAAUUGCACAGUAUGGCUUGUCUCCAGAUUCUGUCUCCAUUACAAGUGUCCUUGUUGCUGUUUCGUUGGUUGCAGCACUGCUUAAAGGAAAGGCAGUGCAUGGGUAUCUGAUAAGACUCAGGAUUCCAUCUGACCUUCAACUAGAGAAUGCGCUAAUUGAUAUGUAUAUCAAGUGUGGAUUCUUGAAAUAUGCACAUCAUAUCUUUAAAAACAUGGCUCAAAAAAAGUUGGUUACCUGGAAUUCAAUGAUUGCCGGUUAUGGAUUACAUGGGGAUUGCUUGAAAGCAAUAAGAUUAUUUGAUGAGAUGAGAAGUUAUGGAAUCGCACCUGAUCAUGUAACUUUUAUUUCUCUUCUGACAUCUUGUAACCAUUGUGGUUUUGUUGAGGAAGGGCUAAAAAUGUUUCGAUUGAUGACAGUGGAGCAUGGGAUUGAACCAAGAUUGGAGCAUUAUGUAAAUAUUGUUGACCUCUUGGGCCGUGCAGGACGCCUGGAUGAUGCUUAUGCUUUUGUGAAAAACUUGUCCAUUGAACCUGACAGGAGUAUCUGGCUAUCCUUGUUAUGCUCAUGCAGAGUGCAUCGUAAUCUUGAGCUUGGGGAGGUGGCAGCUCAUAAGCUAUUGGAGAUUGAACCAAGUAGGGGCAGCAAUUAUGUUCAACUUCUGAAUCUUUAUGGAGAAACUGAAUUGCAGGAAAGGGCUGCAAACUUGCGGGCAUCAAUGAAAGAAAAGGGCUUGAAGAAGAGUCCUGGAUGCAGUUGGAUUGAAGUUGGGAAUAGCAUUUAUGUUUUCUUCUCUGGAGAUAGCUCAUCUCCAAGAACAAUAAAGAUCUAUGACACGUUGAAUAGUCUUAGGAGGAACAUGCGAAAGAAAGGAGGUCAUUAUGGAAGUUUUGAGGCCUUGUAA